Onychomys torridus (southern grasshopper mouse) is the source of this 5494-nucleotide messenger RNA. RefSeq names its product ring finger protein 144A (gene Rnf144a). The transcript is spliced from 10 exons. The coding region runs from base 697 to 1575 and encodes 292 amino acids. Gene Ontology annotation, cellular component: cytoplasm; ubiquitin ligase complex; Golgi apparatus. Gene Ontology annotation, molecular function: zinc ion binding; ubiquitin protein ligase activity; ubiquitin conjugating enzyme binding. Gene Ontology annotation, biological process: protein polyubiquitination; positive regulation of proteasomal ubiquitin-dependent protein catabolic process; ubiquitin-dependent protein catabolic process. The record is from RefSeq and is a predicted model, not a curated record. Lineage: Eukaryota; Metazoa; Chordata; Mammalia; Rodentia; Cricetidae.
GAAACCUCUGCCUGCAGCCGCUGUGAGAACCUCCUCACGAACAGUCGCACUGGGUUUUGAAAUCCUGACUUUCAGGAUGAACAGCCGCUAGAAGAUAGUCCUGGGCUUGGGAAUGGAAAGACCUGGGGAGAAGCAGCCGGGGCCUUUGGGUCCUUUCUGUCGUGUGUUUGUGCAAGGAGUCAUAGGUCUUUCCUCUCCAUGUGCUUUGUAGUGAUAGCCACAAGCAGGUGUGUCUUGGACAUCUUCCCAGACCAGCACGUGAAGGGCCAGCUCUUUCUUACUCAUGGGGAUGGCUGUCACUGAUUCAGCCCGUUAUCCUCAGUGACGUCUCCCAGUGUUUGUUCCUGCAACGACUCCCAGGGCUGAGACAUCACACUUCACCAUCGCUCCUCCCGUGUGAGGGCUCCCUGGUCUGGUCCUGUCCCCAGACUUCCUAAAGGGCCCUGGGCAUCGGUUUGGCCACAUCGAUUGCUCCUGGCACCCUAUGCUGUGUGUCCCUGUACCUUGUGCUCUGCUGAGUCUGGCAUACCCAGGGCUCCCGUUCUCAGCUGGAGGGGCCCUACCUAGUACAGAGACCUCUUUGUUCUACUUAAGGGAAGAGGAAACCUGAAUGCUCAGGAGCACAGCGGUACCCCAAGACCUGGCAGGAAGAUACCGCCUCUCCUCACCUCUGCCCUUCUCACAGACUGUUCUGCGAUGACCACAGCGAGGUACCGGCCCACCUGGGACCUGGCGCUCGACCCGCUGGUGUCCUGCAAGCUGUGCCUUGGGGAGUUCCCAGCGGAGCAGAUGACAACCAUCGCCCAGUGCCAGUGUGUCUUCUGUACCCUGUGCCUGAAACAGUAUGUUGAGCUCUUGAUCAAAGAAGGACUAGAAACUGCAAUUAGCUGCCCGGAUGCUGCAUGCCCUAAAAAGGGCCACCUUCAGGAGAAUGAGAUUGAGUGUAUGGUUGCAGCUGAAAUUAUGCAAAGAUAUAAAAAGCUACAGUUUGAAAGAGAGGUUCUCUUUGACCCUUGCCGGACGUGGUGCCCAGCAUCCACCUGCCAAGCUGUGUGCCAACUCCAGGACGUAGGACUGCAGACCCCUCAGCUGGUGCAGUGCAAAGCCUGUGACAUGGAGUUCUGCUCUGCAUGCAAAGCCCGCUGGCACCCUGGCCAAGGCUGCCCCGAGACCAUGCCAAUCACCUUCCUUCCUGGGGAGACCAGCUCUGCUUUCAAGAUGGAAGAGGGCGACGCACCCAUCAAGCGCUGCCCCAAGUGCAGGGUGUACAUCGAGCGGGAUGAGGGCUGCGCACAGAUGAUGUGUAAGAAUUGCAAGCAUGCCUUCUGCUGGUACUGCCUGGAGUCUCUGGACGAUGACUUCCUUCUGAUACAUUAUGACAAGGGGCCCUGCCGCAACAAGUUGGGCCACUCCCGGGCAUCAGUGAUCUGGCAUCGGACACAGGUGGUGGGAAUUUUUGCUGGAUUUGGGCUCCUGCUCUUAGUGGCUUCCCCUUUCUUGCUCCUGGCCACACCCUUUGUUCUUUGCUGCAAGUGUAAGUGCAGUAAAGGUGACGAUGACCCACUUCCCACCUAGAGGACUGCGUGAUGCUGGAACAGACCCCUGCUUCGGGACGUGUGGCUCCCCUACCCUCCACCACCUCUCUCUCACUAAACCUGUUUCUUGCCUUAUGUGCCCCUAUGAGCUUCAGUGUCCGGCUUGCUGCAGAGAUUUCAGGGAUGAUGUCAGCAAGUGGGCCGAGGCCUCAGGUGUGGUCUCCAGGGUGUGGGGGGAGGUGAGGCAGAAGUGUGUGGGGCGCAUCCCACAUCUGUGUCUGCAGACAUGGCCUGAGGUGGCAUCAGCCACAUAUCAGGCAGUUUUAUUCCCUGGCCAUCGUAGCUUGGGACCCACUCAGACAAAGGGACACCUUGGCUUCAAGAUGGCACCAUGUUGUCAGGAGAAGUCUUCAAGAAUUAGGACUCUCUUCAGCCAGCACCUGAUAAUCUGACUUGAGAAAAUCUCUCCGUUUGUGACAGCUGUUUUUACUCCUAAAGGCGUUUAGUAAAACCCUUUUUAGAAGGCUUUUUCCCCCUUUCUGUCAACUGAAUAGUGAAAAUCAACAAGGUGCGUAUAAACCAUCCUAUGCCUUUUUUGAAAUGUGCAUUUUAUGAUGUUACAGAUAAAUGACUUUUCUGGCCUGACCGUCUUUUUUUUCCAGGAGCUACAGAAAGCCUUAUGCACACUUUGUGUUUUUCUUGGAACCUGCUGUAAUUACUUUUUGAAUGCUCUGAGCUGUAUACUGUUACCCACAUGGGCCCCCUGUUGUUGCAUUUCCUUGAAGAUACCAACACAUUUAAGAACUGUCUGUAGCUUUACAUCACCCCCCCCCCCACACACACACACACCACUUCUCCAGUUCAGCUCACAGGACCCAUUCCUCCUGUCUCCAGGUGGCAGCCAAUGCCUUUGAAUAUCUUCAAACCAGAUGUUUUACUCUGCCCGACUCUGCUCUGACCCCUUGCCCCACUCUUCAGGUAGGUGGCGAGGAGAGUUAGAGUCAUCUGUCCCUGGGGACCUCUUGGAAGUUGGGUGGGAACUUUCUGAAGUCUCAGUUUGUUCUUGCUAGGGAAAAAGAAAAUGAAAGGAAAGAAGGGUGGAGGAGGGAAGGAAGGAGGAAGGACCCUUCUGUUUCGUUGAAUUAUUCCGCUGUGGGAAGUUGGUGAAUUGGUCUUUCCUAGGCUAUGUGUUUCCAUGUCGACAAAGUGCAAGAUAAUAAGAAGCAGGUCCUUCUCUAGUUGCCUCUGAAGACAGGAGAGAGUCCUUUCUUUCAGGAUUGACUGUCAGAGCCCAACAUGCUUCCCAGGAGCAGGGUGGAGGUGUAGAGGUUUGCAGGGAGGCAGUAGUCUGAAGGCUUAUUAAGCAUCCUACAAAGGAGUAAAGGGAACCCAGAGUCCUAUCAUCUCAGCCAUUGUCUUUGCAAGCGCAUCAUAUCCUUAGUGGCUGUCUGUGUGAUUCAGCACUUAGGGGUCAGUGUCAAGUCCCAGCAGAUGCUGCAUGUGCGGAAAUGAUGUCAUUUUCUUUAUUUUAAAUAGACAGUGAAUGAGGUAAGACAACCACUGGCUUCUCACCCUCUAGGAUUGAUUUUCUUUAUUAAGUGAAAGCCAUUUAGAAGAAGCUCAGUCCAUAUCAAAACCAUGCUCAGAAAGUCAUCUGGUAGUUGAAAUUUAAAAGUUCACUGAUAAGGUGUGACCUCUGAGACCUUCAUUCUGGCUGAAGCCUGGCCUUGUGCCUCUGUGGUUAGAAACAUGGGCAAAGGUGGCCUGGCUUUUCUGGAAAGGUCUGACAACUUUAUGUGACUCAGUGGCUGAAUUUGAGACCUCAAGCCCAUGAUUUGUAUGUGAAACCAUCCGGCCACCACCCUUUAAAUAUGCCUUUCUGAGGUGGUGGCCAGCCGGGGCGCUGGUUCCAGCGGUGCAUAGGCAGACUUCACACCAUGGUCCUUCCUGCCUUGCCUGACCACCACUACUGUUUGUUUCAAUGUUUCAUCCUCUGUCCUUGUGGUGGGAGUGACAGCCUCCUGGAGGCUGUGUUCCCACUCUGCAGCUCAGGCUCUGUAACUGGAGAUGGAGUCACCUGGUAUCUGGGACGCUUCUGAAGCUUUGCACACCUCUGUAACCCCACCUACUCACACCUCAGCCUAUGGCAAUCUUCCCAAGCACAUGACUGGACACAGGCAGGCACCAUAGGGUUGCUAUUGCCGAAUGAGUGUGGACAGAGUAUCCCUGUCUGCCCUGAGCCUUUGUAUCAAGCCUACUUACUCAGUUAGAUUUCCUAAUAAAAGCUAACUUGUCCAUUCCCUUUAGAAACACCAGCAAGAUCACACUGAAAUACGUAAGCUUGCCUUGUUCCCUGUGGGAGUCCUUUUAGCAGAGACAACCGCAUCCAUUUAUUAUGGACAUUCAGCUGGAACCAUGUGUGAUGUGGAACCGCACAUGGAAUAGCAAAGCUGGCCCCCAGGUGCGAUUGGUCUUGCUGUCAGUCCAGGGUAGCCUCAGGUGCUCUAUGACCAGGAGUAGCACCAUUUCUCUUGUUCAGUAUAGGUUUUUCAGAACUGAAAAUGGAGUUCCCUGAGACAGACCCUGUUCCUGAUGGAAGAAGACUGUUCAGUCCUGAGCUUGUGGAAAACCCUCUUAAUGACGGGCAGCUGUCUGGUAGGGCUCUAUAUCAAGCAGGGCUAUCUGUACCAAGGGCCUGCUGGCCUGUGGGUUAUCUGAGGCCAUUCGGUGGCUAACCAUGCCAUAGUCUUACUGGGUGUGCUAAUCCCUGCCAAGCUUAGCCCUCCAGUCUGUGACUUCACAUACUCACCAGGGUGAUGGCUUCAGAGGCAAAGUCAUGAUAGGUGUUUCUGGAGCUGGGAGCCAGCUCCUGUGGGGACACAGAUUGGGACUGUAUGAAUUCUGGACCACCUCAGCACCUGGGAGUAGCUCCGAUUGCAGGCCCAGCGCCUUCCCCAUUUUGGUCCCUAUCUUGAAGAGAACAAAUACUCUCUAUAGUGUAUUUUUCCAGAAAACAGGUAUGAGACCUUGGCCAGGUUCCCCGUUAAACACAGCCCCCAUAGGAGGAAGGAUCAUCAGGCGUGAACAUCUGACUUCCAGAUGAAUUCAUCUUUUGGAAUUAGAAAAGGGGAAAGGUUAUUAUUUUAUGAAUUAGAAGUGUUUCCCUCAGUUGCCUUUAAAAAUUAGGGGAUGGGAAAGGACGAGGGAGGACUUAUUUUGUAUACUUCCUAGAUUCCUACGGAUUAAUAAACAUACCUGUGAAUAUAUAUAUAUGUAAAUCACACUGAAAUCAUCAAGGGAAACACUUUGCAUGUAUACAAUUUCAUGAAGGUUUUCUUAAAGAAAAAAAAAAAAAGAUACCAAAGCUUGUUUCUCCCUCACAACGAGCCCAAACCCUUGUAAAGUUAAAUAAAGUAAAGAAAUUGUGACUGGCUCUUGCCAAAAAACUCAGCCAGGAGGGAGGGGCUUAUGUUCAAACAAUUGUCAUUGCCCUGUGACUAGGAGAACCUGCCCUUUUGGUAGUUAACCCCUGUGGUCUCCAGCCCUCCUGACUUGUAUAAUCCUGUCUUCCAAGAUCCUAGGGCCCCCCAGUUAGGUGUAGCUGUGUGCCACGUGCCUGACCUUUCUUUUAUACUUUGCCUCGGGUGUAUUUUAAUCUUGUGUAAAAACAUGCAUGUGUCAGUCAUACGCACGUGCACACAUAUACAUUCUGUAUUUGACAAGUGGUGGUAAAACCCAACACACAGACACACACACACACACACACACACACACACACACACACACACACAAGAUCAAUUGAAAAAAUUGCAUUUGUGGUUUUGGAAAUGUGAGUACACUUUGUACCACUUACACUGUGAUGUAUAAGAGCUGUUUGAAUGCCUUUUCAUGUUGUGAUUUGUACUUUAGAAUCCUAUGGAAAUGUCGGAUUUAUAAUUUCAAUACAUAUUUUAAAUGUA